AUGCGGGAAGGCCGCCAGCCGCCGCUCGAGACGCUGCACGAGGGCGCCCGCGAGUCGCCGGCGGCGGCCGGGGCCGCGGAGGUGAGCCGCCGCUUCCGGUUCGUCCUCGCCGGCCGGGGCGCGAGGGCGGUGGCCAGUUGCUUGUCGCAGUCGCGGGCCAGCCGCCGGCUGCGCCCCCAGCCCGCGGAGGGCGGCGCGGACGCGGGGGAGCGGCAGGGCGCGGGCCUGUGCUUCUACUGCCUGCUGGGUGCCCGGAGCCAGCUGGCGGAGAUCUCCUUCACGAUUGUGGAGGGCUUCUCCGACCCGCUGCCCACGAUCCAGACUCCAGAGAGUGCCAAGGCUGCCCUGGCGGGAGUUUUCGCGUGGCGUAAGGCAGCAUUUGGCUCAGAUGCAGGCCCCAUUGCGGCGAUGUCGUACUCGCUCGUCUUCGGAGCCUCCACCGCCGUGACCGCGUUCAUACAGCUCUCAGGCUUCGCGGCGGCGUUUGCGCUGCAGACGGAGGUGUUCUACGACAUCCUCGGCGGUGCGAAUUUCUUGGCGCUCGCCGCCGUGUCGGCCUCGGCGGCGAGCGCCCCAGGGCGCCCGUGGGGCGGCUGCGCCCGGAAGGUGGUCGUCACCGUCCUCUUCGUGCUCUCGCGCCUCUGGCUGCUGAUCUUCCUCGCGUGGCGUGCGCACGAGCGAGGCGGCGACUCCAGGUUCGACGGGGUCAAGGACAAGUUCGGCAAGUUCUUGACCUUCUGGGUGGUCCAGGGCGUGUGGGUGAUGCUCAUCUCGAUGCCCGUGCUCUUCGUCAACGCAUCCCCCGUCACCGCCGAGCUCGGCGCUCUCGACGGCGUGCUGCUCGCGGGCUUUGCUUGCGGCGCCAUAUCCGAGAUAGCGGGCGCGCGGCAGGCCGCGUGGGUGAAGGCCGGCAGGCUGGGCGGCUUCUGCAGGGGCGGCCUCUGGAGUUUUUCCCGGCAUCCGAAUUACUUCGGUGAGAUCCUGCAGUGGUGGUGCGCGUGGGCGUUCGCGUUCUCCAGCGGCACCGGCACGGACGACUGGCUGUGGUGGGCGUGCAGCGUGUCCCCCCUGUUCACGAUGCACAUCCUACUCAACCUGCCGCCCACAGGCAUCUGCAAUGCCGAGGGGAAGAACCUUGCGCGCUACUACCAGAACUGGCCCGAUGAGUAUGCCAAGUACAGAGAGAACACAUCAAUCCUCAUCCCUAUGAUCGGCUACCGUUUCAUUCCUCUGGCACUGAAGCGAAUGUUUUUCUUUGAAUUUUCGAAGUACGAGUACAGGCCAGAUGGCAACAGGAAGGCGGACUAG
Prorocentrum cordatum is the source of this 1308-nucleotide messenger RNA. Lineage: Eukaryota; Dinophyceae; Prorocentrales; Prorocentraceae. The record is from the annotation of a GenBank genome assembly.